This is a messenger RNA of Lacerta agilis (Sand lizard), 1111 nucleotides long. RefSeq names its product cathepsin Z-like. Gene Ontology annotation, cellular component: lysosome. The record is from RefSeq and is a predicted model, not a curated record. The transcript is spliced from 6 exons. Gene Ontology annotation, molecular function: cysteine-type endopeptidase activity. Lineage: Eukaryota; Metazoa; Chordata; Lepidosauria; Squamata; Lacertidae. Bases 75 to 986 code for a protein of 303 amino acids.
GCAACAACAGCAGCUGCCACCUCUCGGCUCCUCUCCCCAGAAGGACCGAGGAGUCCGGCGUUUGCCCCGCGACGAUGACCCCGCCUGGGCGCCUCCUCCUCCUGGCGCUCGCCGCUGGCGCCCUCCUGUGCGCGGCGUCCGCAGCCGGCGGCGUCUACUUCAAGGAAGGGCAGAGCUGCCACAAGCCGAUGGCGAAGAGACCUCCGGGGAUCAGAACCUACCCUCGUCCCCACGAAAACUUGGACAUCUCAAAACUACCCGAGAGCUGGGACUGGAGAAACAUAGAUGGAGUCAACUAUGUGAGCGCCACACGCAACCAGCACAUCCCACAGUAUUGCGGAUCCUGCUGGGCCCAUGGCAGCACCAGCGCUUUAGCAGAUCGCAUCAACAUAAAGAGGAAAGCUGCUUGGCCCUCUGCAUACCUGUCAGUCCAGCAUGUUCUCGACUGCGCCAAUGCUGGCAGCUGUCAUGGGGGAGACCACAGCGCAGUAUGGAGGUAUGCUAAUGAGCACGGGAUCCCAGAUGAGACCUGCAACAACUACCAAGCUAAAGAUCAACAAUGCAUGAAGUUUAACCAAUGCGGGACAUGCAUUACUUUUGGUCAAUGCCAUGCGCUAACGAAUUACACCUUGUGGAAAGUUGGAGAUUAUGGAAAAGUCAGUGGACGAGAGAAAAUCAUGGCAGAAGUCUAUGCAAAUGGACCCGUCAGCUGUGGGAUCAUGGCCACUUCGAAGCUGGAAGCAUACACCGGAGGAAUUUAUAAAGAAUACAACGCCGUUCCCAUAAUAAACCACAUAAUCUCCAUUGCUGGCUGGGGGAUAGAAAAUGGAACUGAAUACUGGAUCGUCCGGAACUCUUGGGGACAGCCAUGGGGUGAGAAGGGCUGGCUCAGAAUUGUUACGAGCGCCUAUAAAGGAGGCAGCGGAGGGCACUACAACCUGGCUGUGGAGGAGGACUGUGCUUAUGGAGACGUUGUACUUUCUUGAAUUCUGCAAUGGAUCACAGAGCCCUUAUUUGCACUCCUGAUUUUGAAACAAAAGGUAUCUCCCAGCAAGAUUUCCCUCCUUCUCGUGAAAGGGAAAGAUAUAUAUAUAUAUAUAUGGCAAUGCAU